This is a messenger RNA of Daphnia magna, 2891 nucleotides long. RefSeq names its product RNA-binding protein asd-2. Gene Ontology annotation, molecular function: mRNA binding. The coding region runs from base 315 to 1910 and encodes 531 amino acids. Gene Ontology annotation, biological process: regulation of alternative mRNA splicing, via spliceosome. Gene Ontology annotation, cellular component: nucleus. The transcript has 9 exons. The record is from RefSeq and is a predicted model, not a curated record. NCBI's taxonomy places the organism in Eukaryota, Metazoa, Arthropoda, Branchiopoda, Diplostraca, Daphniidae.
CUUCAGAGUUUAGUCUGCCUUCGACUUGGCUGGCGACCAGACCAGACCACCUCAACUUUUAUUUUUAUGUUUUUUGUUUGUGUUUCUUUUUAUUUCGAAACUCUCUGGGUGUUGCACUGGCCAAUUGCUCGUGUUGGUGUCUCAACUGUGGUGUUUUCAAGUGCGCGUGGAUUCGACCCCCCCUAUUUAGUUUGAGAUUUCCUAUUCAACGAAGAAGAUUUAAUUUAAAACAAAAAUAAUAAACAAAUCUAAAGUGGUAAAAGAAGAAGAAGAAGAAAAAAAAAAAUAAGAGCGAUAGAAAGAAAGAAUAAAUCAUGGAAUCGGAGAUGGAUCUACAGCUGAUGCUGCUUCCGGCGGUUGUGACGGGUGAUGUUAUUCCGGCUACCAACAACAACGACAGCACGACCAACAACAAAAUGGUGAACUGCCGAGACGAAGAAGCCGAAUAUCUCGAUAGAUUGUUGACUGAAAAGAAACUGCUGGAUGCAAUGGCUGGAUUGGAUUUCACGCAGAAACUCAUCAACGCCGAGAUUGAGCGGUUGCUGAACGGCGGAAGUGUUAAAGAGUCUUCGGUGAACGGAAGCUGCAGCGGCACUGCCGGAGGAAGCAAACGAUUUUGCGACGUCACCAAAGACAAGCCCAUCAAAGUGACCGUCAGGACUUCGGUGCCGACUCGAGAUCAUCCAAAAUUCAAUUUCGUCGGCAAGCUGCUGGGCCCUAAAGGCAAUUCCCUUAAGCGUCUACAAGAAGAGACGCUGACCAAAAUGGCCAUUCUCGGUCGAGGAUCGAUGAGAGACAAACACAAGGAAGAAGAAUAUCGACAUUCACACGAGCCUCGUUACAGACAUCUCAACGAUGAUCUUCACGUUGAAAUAACAGCGUACGCAGCGCCAGCCGAAGCUCACGCUCGCAUCGCAUUGGCAUUGACGGAAAUUCGACGCUUCCUCGUUCCGGAUUACAAUGACGACAUCCGACAAGAGCAACUACGUGAAAUGCAAAUGAUGAGCGGAGGUCCCGGUGGGGGCGUUGCCAGUAGCGGAUGUUCCAGUAAUAACAGUUGCGGCAAUUCAAGCCAAGACGUCGACAACGCCGUCCAACAACAACAGCAACAACAACAACAUCUCGCAGCUGUACGUAGCGUCGCCGGCCUGACGUCGUCAACAUCCAACGUCAUGACGCUAAACAGCCCACUCCAUCAACAUUUAUCCGCCAUGGCCAAUCAACAGCAAAAUGGAAUGGCGGCUCCAUUACAGCGGGCCGUGGCAGCCGCCGCUGCUGCCGCCGCUGUCAAUUAUCCUCCCGUGCUUCCAUUGACGAUGCAUCCGGCCCUAAGGGGUUUGUGCAAACCAUCGCAAAACCUUUCCAUCGGCCUGACGGCAGCCGCCGGAACGUCUAACCUACUGAAUCGAUAUCGGCCGAACGCGGGCAAUGCCGCUGCGCUGCAAUUGGCCAACGGACCCAGCGGGAUGAUUAACUUGAACCAACAGCACCUACACCAUCAUCAUCGCUAUCGUCCUGGAGCUACCGGUUUGACCAGCCAUCGUUCAGCCGGAUACAAGGAUAAUAAUAACGAUAACAUUUACGCAGAUGCCAUCGGCGGAGGUACAACUAGCGAUCCAGCGGCUGUAGCUGCAGUCGCAGCCUUGGAACUUUAUCACAGAUACAACAUGCAGCAACAACAGCCGUACGGUAGCGAAGGUUCGGACGGAGUAGCUUCGCCCGACGACCGAGACGAAACGGCCGAAUCGGAUCUUCUGGCAUCGACAACGAACGGUGUCAUGACGGCCGAUUAUCCUCUGAUGGACGGAACGGCCGGUGGGCUCAAAUUGACGGCCACGGGGGCUCUAGAACGUUCCCGCUAUCGCCACGAACCCUACCCUAGAUACCAUUCGACUAAAGUGGUCACUUGAGUGGCCAAACCCAAAAAGAUACGAGACAAUAUCGACAACUUCAAAUCUAAAAACUGGGCUAAACAACGGGCUAAAAAGACGCUGCCAAACGAAAGUUUCAACACGAUAAAAAUUGAACAAAUCACGGGAAAAUGUCAAAGUUUUCAUCAAAAACUUGAAAUCAAUUGACCGAUAUCAUAUGCUAAUUUGUUUUCUUUCCUAGUGUAUUUGGUUAACUGUUUUUUUUUUUUAAAUUCUCCUCUCCUCCUUUAUUCAAAUGUUUGUGUGUACGAACUCUGAUGGCCGUCUCGAUAAAAUGUAACGGUCAAUCCGCUGGAUUUGCACAGUCUCGUUGUUCCUUCAAAUGUUGUCUUUUUCAUUUCAUCAUCGUGCCGAAUUUCUUCUCCUUUUGUUUCAUCUGUCGUUGUUUAAAGCACUGCGUCACUCGUCUUCUAAUUAGAAAAUGUGCUUCUCCUCUUCGUUCAGUUCUCUCUCCCCCCCCUACCCGUUUAGUUGUCACGUCAGUUAAUGAUCCACUUCGCAUUCAACUGCCGGGCAAAGAAAAAUGUACGCACGCAUCUCUCAAUUUUUUUGCUGCCUAUGUCCACUGUCCUUUUUUUAUAUUUCCAAUUAUUUUUCUGUUCUCUUUCUGUCUUUGGCACCUUCUUUUUGUGUGUGUCUUUCUCACGUACGUGUUGUGUGCGUUCUUUCCUCGCGUUUCUGGAAUUUUUUUGAUUUUCUUGCCCGCCUCAUCAUCCAUACAUCAUCACUGUGCGACAUUUCUCUCUCUUGUUUUUUCUAUGGCCUUCAUCCUUUUGACGCACUUUGCAUAUUUUUCCCCAUCUCUUCCGCCGCGUAAAAAGAACAAAACAGAAAUUGUCCUGAUACAUUAAUGCUAUCGCAACAGACGGAAGAUGCGAAAAGACCCCGAAAGACAACAACAAAACCAAAUGACAAUAAUAAAAUAAAAAUAUACGAGAACUUUAUCGUUUCAUGCGCAUA